AGUAAGGUAGCGUGAAGCGUUGCCUAGCCGACAAAGCUAACUCGCUCGACUUUAAGAAGAAGUCGGAUGAACGGCGUACAGUGCCUGUUAGCCGAACGGGAAGGAUGAAGAUGAAGAACGGCGGUGCGUGAAGAUCUCCUGCUGUCAGUCGGUGGUCAACCGUCUCGGAGGAAGGACGUGUGGUGCCGCGUGCCUUCUGCCUCGUCUCGAUCCUCUCUCGUCGAACUACGAUAUACGUUUUCUUCGAAACCUAUCGUUCAACGAUUUGCCUACGUUCGCUAAAAUACUCGCUCCUUAUAAAUUAGAAAAAAGAGAGACGAGCAAAAGGGACAUCGGUUAAACGAUCGCGAAUGAAUUUGUCGUUGAAAACAUCGAACCGAUCGCGGUGCUUGGAAAAAUAACCGCGUGAUCGAAAUUUAGAGUUUCUUUAUUUCUUGGUAAAGACGUUGGAUUAGCGGUUGAUCGUCGGACAUAGGGAGGAGUUUAUCGUGCGAGAAGUCAUAGGAAAAGUGAUCAGAGGCAAUCGUAAGCGAUCGAAAACGAUCGAUGUUAAUUGCAAACGAUUCUGGUGAUCGGUAUCGAAGCUGAGAUUCUGCGUUUCAAACGGAGUGAAAAAUGGGACCAGCGUGGUUCGAAAGCAUUUAAAACAGGUCUGAAAAAUGAACUGGUUUUUUAUGGGUCGACCCAUUAAAAGGUAGACAGAGCGAGAGAAGAAAAAAUACGUUGGUCGCGUAUAAAUAUAUCGGCAACUGUGCUUAACGGGACUGUUGAGGACUGUGAAAACAAAAAUUGUGCUACAACCGUGACCUUGAAUACCACGGGCAUCGCGAACAUAUCGUUGGCCUAUGCGUGUCUACGCGCGCGAAUCUCCAGCUCGAGCGGAGGCGUAUAACACUCGCGUUUCCCUCGAAUAAAUUUCCGCCUCUGUUUUCUCUAACAAUCGGUAGUAAUCGUUCACGGACGACUGCAGAAGAAAAGGAACUGUGUCCAACAAUGAACGCGUCUGGAAACGUUUGAGACGACGACGACGACGACGACGACGACGACGACGACGGCGGCGGCGACGACGCGAUCCCAUUGUCCGUGGAAGUUGGACGUGAGUGGAAAAAGAGCAGCAAGAAACUGGUGCUGGAAGAGAAACGAAGAGGAAUCAAUGAAAGAUGGCUUCUAUGUGUGGCAGCAGCAGCAAAAGUUACCCGGCGAUUAACACCGGCAGCUACUACAGACCAGCAGCUUAUCCUUAUCAGAAUGAUUAUUAUUUACCACCGCGGUCCACGUGGUCCAGAGUCUCACCUGAACACACGAAGAAACAAAGGGGCAACAGUACAUGGAAAGUCGGCAGUGCGAUGUUAAUCAUCUCUGCUAUGUUGGUAUUAAUCGCGGUGUUCGCGAUUGCAGGACUUGCGCUAUGGAUGGGAGCCCUUCGGACGGAUUCGAAAAAUGCGAUCGUUGGAUUCUCCUGCAUGUUCAGGGUGUCUAAGGGUGAGAAAUAUAAUCCGAUGUUGAAGCUGAAUACCAGUAUGGUGUUCCGUGAAAAGGAACGAAAAUAUAAGAAUAUAUUCGAAGUACUAUUUAGAAGAAGCGUGUUCGGCGCAGCUUACAAACAAACGAUCAUAGACAAAUUCGAAAGCGGUAUUCUAAAGGUGUUCUUCAGGAUAUAUCUGGACAGAAGAAAGAUACCGCGAUCGAUCACGAACGUCGAGGACACAAUCGAAGACAUUAUCGCGAAGGAGACGUACUCAUCGUCCUCCUUGUUCAAGGAUAUGGAACUGGACCUCACUAGCAUAUCGGUAAAAAGAAUAAAUCAGGAGUUGCCAGGGAGUCAAAAGCAGGUUCAGCAAAAGAACGCAAUGAUCACGAAGAACGGCUUGCUUCGACCCAACAGAAACAGCUCUUUGAUCACCAGCUCGAAGCCGAAAUCCAAACCAACGAAAAUCGAGUCCACGGAGCCAGACAUCGACUUCAGUAACAUACCGACGAUCCAAGGCACCUAUAAAGCGACGAAAGUGAACAUCACUUCCUCGAACAAAACGAUCUCCGUUCAACAGCCUGCAAAGGCUCAGUCAGAAACGAAAAACAAUACCAAAGCGUCGUUACCUCAAGAACAAACUACGAUGAAACCGACCACCGUAGAAGACAGUACCGAAACAAUGGCGGGUGUCGCUGAAACCACCAACGAAACAGACAAGAAAGUUAAUUACACCGUUCACGAUGAAUCGUCUUGGUCGAAAAAGGCCACCACAUCCACAGCUUCCACGCCCGAAGUCGGAAACGACGAUCUGUUCAAGGAUUUCCGCAAUCCAAGCUUCGAAACUUCUCCGUGGAAGCCUAUCAUACCUGGAUACAUCAAUACGGAAUUAAAAUUAUUGCCGGACAACGCUCAAAAGCCAAAUUACAAAAGCGAAACCAACUAUAAAGUGAAUUACGGCAAUACGAAUCUGGGAGACGUUGCCUCCGGUACAGCCGUAAAGAGUCCUCAGUAUGGCGUUCACGCGAAGGUUGCACAGUCUUCGACAACCAGCACGAAAUCUCCCGAGCCAGCGGUGAUAUUAAAUUCGUAUAUAGGUGUUCCAGGAAUGAGCACGUUGGACAUUAGCGACACUGAUUUUCCACGCGAUAGAAUCGUUCCUCAGGAAAUGGUGAAUUUCAGGGUAAACGGCAAGUUUAAGAAUAAGAUUCCAGGAUUGUUAGAAGGUGGGCAGAUCUUCACGGAAGCUUCCCCGGUCAGUUUAGACGACCAGAGACCGGACAUAGAAGUUUCUGGCCAGUUACCACCGGAAACUUACGAUAUCAAGCUUCGAACUUCUUCUCAGCCUUUUGGCCUCUCCUCUUCCCAGCCUUUGGAAUUUUCUUCCACGAAACCUCAUCGAUCGACGAGCGAGAACGAAACAGGUUGGAGGAUCCCUGCAUCUCAGAUGACGUACACGAUGACAGACGGUGGACCCGCCGAUGGUCCUGUUAGCAAAGAGCAAGACGACGUUAAGAGUUCUGGCGAUUCCACGAAGAUGAAUAGAAAGAAGUUAGGUCAAACCACCGUGAUAGGGGCCUCGGACAAUUUCUUGCCUUCGAUGGUUUCCAGUACUCCGAAGUGGCACGCGCAGAGUCCGCCGGGGGCAGAUUUCGACGAAGAAUCGACGACAAAAGUGUCCGGAGUUGGAGUGGCAGAGCCUGUCCCGGACGUGGACGUGGAUUUGGAAGCCAGAAAUCGGUACUCGGAUGUUCAGGCUAUGGUGAAGCAAGAGAGUAACGCUCUGCAGGACAGGAAAGUCGAUAAGAACGCGCAAGAACCUGUGUACACCAGUUACAAGACGCCCGACCUGAAUGGAGCUGGCAUGAGACCAAGUUUGAUCGAAAGUUCUGGAACUCCGAAGCCAUUCAGACACACGAUUCCCGUGGACAAAAUUACUUCUGUCGUUGAUUACACCGAGGCUGACAAAGAAGGCUCCUUGAAGCAGGUAAUCAACACCGUGACGGAUAGUAUAAUGAAUCAGGAGGAAAGAUUCACCGAAGAAACCAGUGAUUUGAUCACAGAGAACAAAGGGGAUCAGGAAGGGGCAAUUAAAGUGCUACCGGUCAGAGAGAAUGAAGAAGAAGGAACGAAGGUGCUACCAACUAAAGAAAAUUUGAAGGAAAUCAUCGAGCUAGAGACUUUCGUGAAGAAGAACAGCGAUUCCGAGGCAGAUAUUUCUCUUGAAAAUGCAAAGAUCGAAGAAUACGCAAGAUCAACCGAAUCGAAUACCGAACGUGUAAUAGACGAUGAGAAGCUUCUGAAGUUAGGAACGACGGAAGUCUACUCGGAGAUGAUACAUCCAUUGUACAAUAAUAUAGAUAAAUUAGUCGUGAAAAAGGAGGAGAAUAAAGGGGCUCCGGGAAGGUUGACGUCUAAUAUUUCAAGAAAUUCUACGUUCAUCGAGAUCGAUACCUUGAAGCACACACCUGGGGAGGUCGAGGAUGAUUCUGACUCGACGGGGAACAAAUCGGCGACGAAAGGUGAAGACAACCGGCCUUUCAACGGAACCUUGAGUCGGCCGUACAAUUCCCUGGAAACUAGAAAGAAGACUUACAACGACACUUUGAAGGCGUACGUGGUGGAGAAUUUGGUCACUCUGGCGCCUGCUAAAAGUAAUACAGGAAUUGGAAGACCUGUCAGACCAAGACCUAAGAUAGAAGGGGAGAAGACGAUGAGAAUCGACGAGAAGCCUAACACAGACAGAAGCUCCACUGACGACAGCCUGCUCUUGGAACAAUUGUUCGGUGUCCGCAAUCGACAGAGAAACGCGACGAAACGCAAUUCGUUUAAUCACGGUGACUCCGUUAGGUUUCAUUCGGCGGAGAACGAGAGGAACAGGGAGGGAGAUUUGCAUAACGAGCAUCCUAGAGUCGAGCAAAUCGUAGAAGUCGUGACGUCGAUUAGCACUAAAGUGUCGUCGAACUUUAAAGGAAACCCAGUCGUGUUGAAAUUUGUCGUUACCAAUUCAACCUCGCUUCCGAUAAUUCGUUCAGAGUCCCAUCAGAAUGCUGACGAGACGUUCACUUCGGAAGCAUCAGCACCGAAAGAAUUUUCUGCUCCCAACGACGGAGGAAAAGAAGAAAAUAGAUCUUUCAGAGAUGAGACUUCGAACAAGGCACCGUCUUUAACGUCCAGCGAUGUGCAAACGUCCGACAGAAAGAUCUCUACGAUGGAGGAGAAUAAAUCUCUUUUGGAGAAAUUGAAGGAGUUGGCGGAUAUCGGAACGGAGAACGAGCCUGUGCAUAGCAAAAAUAGUUCCAGGCCGAGUGUCGACGCGUUAAAAUCGCAUACGUCGAACGUAAAGUCGAAACCGCCGGACGAUCAUAGGCCGUUGCCGAAUUUUGAGAAAUUGAAGCAAAUCGCUGAUAUCGCGACCGGAAACCAGACCUUGAUGAAUUCGAGCGCGGCAUUUACGAUGACUCGCGACGGCGUUGAGAUAUUGACCAAGAUAUUGAACAAAAUGGAGGAUCGCACCGAUAAGAUGAUCUCUAGCACCGAAGAGAAUUUGGAAGCUGAUCACUGUCUCGGUUUCCUAUGCAAAGACGGAAAAUGCUUGCCUUCCAGCGGCAGGUGCAAUAUGUUAGGUGAAUGCCCGAAUUCGGAGGACGAAGCGAACUGCACGUGCGCCGACUUUCUAAAAGCGCAACUCUUACACGAGAAAAUUUGCGACGGUGUGGCGGAUUGUUGGGAUUAUUCGGACGAAACGGAUUGUGAUUGGUGCCAAGAAGGCCAAUACGUCUGCGGCAACAGUCGAACCUGCAUAAACCAAGACAAAGUUUGCAACGGCUACACCGACUGUCCAGGCGGAGAGGACGAGAAGAAGUGCGCGGCGCUGAUAGAAGACGAUUCGGCGUUAAAUUACGAUGAAACGAGUAGCCUUGCCAGGAAGGACAUUAAUUCCGAGAUCAGCGUAACCAAAGAUGCACAUCCAUCGUUCGAAGGGCAGUUUUCAGAGAUAGAAUCCACCACUAACAAGGACGCCCUGUAUGAUCAAGAAGCGGUGGAAUCGUCCAUCUUCGAGUCGACAACUUUGCACGCGUUUAAAGAUGAUAUACGAUUAGAGAAAGUGAUAAGAGCCAAUGACGAGUCUGUGAUCGAGGAAGGUGGAACAUUUUUCGAGAAUCGCGAACACAGCAACGCUACUACGACUCUCGUUUCCGGAAGAGAAAUAUCGCCGAACGUGAAACACAUGUUGACGCGUGGCAACUCGAUCCACGUAAAUGCGAAAAACGACGAUAAAACGUCGAUAAUGAAUUUGAAGAAAGAAGUGAAUAAUUAUAACGAGAAGGGUUAUUUAAAUAUCAGGAAAAAUGGAAAAUGGGGGAAAUUGUGUUUGACUGGAAUGGAUAAUCUUCUGCAAGAGAGACAAACUGUUUGGUCUAUCGAGGAUCUUGGUAGAGCUGUUUGCAAGGCAAUUACAUACCAAGAUUACGAAACCGUGGAGAAGGUGUUGGACGAAAAUCCAACGUCUGUGAGAUCGUACUACACACUCUCGUACAACGAGAAACCUUUCGAUAAAACGAUCUUGACUUUCAAGCCUUCCGAGUGUCCGACUGGCGAGAUUCUCAGGGUCAAGUGCAAGAACCUUGAAUGUGGGAUAAGAACUCAGGCCCCAUCCCAGGCCAGGAUAGUCGGAGGUGGAAGUUCAUCGGCUGGAAGCUGGCCAUGGCAAGUAGCUCUGUACAAGGAAGGCGAUUAUCAAUGUGGUGGAGCUCUGAUUAACGAAAGAUGGAUUUUAUCUGCCGCACAUUGUUUCUAUCAUGCUCAGGACGAGUAUUGGGUCGCAAGAAUCGGAGCGACUCGCAGAGGAAGCUUCCCGAGCCCGUACGAGCAAGUGCUACGUUUAGAUCACAUAUCCCUGCAUCCUGAUUACAUCGAUAACGGAUUCAUAAACGACAUAGCGAUGCUGAGGCUCGAAGAACCAGUCACAUUCAGCGACUACGUUCGACCAGUGUGUCUUCCAGAGUCAGAACCAAAAAGUGGCACUACGUGCACCGUUACCGGAUGGGGACAGUUAUUCGAGAUCGGAAGAAUAUUUCCGGAUACCCUGCAAGAAGUGCAACUUCCGGUAAUCUCCACGGAGGAGUGUCGAAGGAAAACUUUGUUUCUUCCAUUGUACAGGAUAACGUCAGGAAUGCUUUGCGCAGGUUUGAAGGAUGGUGGAAGAGACGCUUGCUUGGGAGACAGUGGUGGGCCGUUGGUUUGCUCAGGAUCAGACAACAAGUACACCCUGCACGGCAUCACUUCAAAUGGAUAUGGUUGCGCGAGACCUGGAAGACCUGGAGUCUAUACGAAAGUACACCACUAUCUUCCUUGGAUCGAGUAUGCGAUUUCCAGGGAAGAUAUCCGAUCCUCGAUCGCUUCGUGCAAAGGUCAUCGAUGUCCUUUAGGCGAAUGUCUACCGAAAUCUCGAAUAUGCAACGGGUUCUUAGAAUGUUCGGACGGUAGCGACGAACGUAAUUGCCCUCUUAAUUUGUAGUGAAAUGAAGACUGAUCGUAUUUAUUUGUCCAAUCACGCGCAUUGAACGAACAAAUCAGUUACUAGAGAAUUUUAUAAAUUUACGUUUAUAAUAUAAUAUUAAAAUUCGUAUUUACGACGAUAUCGCGAUCAUAAUAUUAUAUUGAAAAGGUAUAAAUUUAUAAAAGACAAAAAUAGUGAAAAUAUUAUCUGUCAAUUACAAGUUGGAAUGGAAGGGACAAAACGUUAGGGAAAAGACGAAUGUUUAAAUAAAUAUAAAGGUAAUUAAUAGAAACGUAGGUAUUAAGUAAACGUCUCACGAUUAAAGUGUGAAAUUUUCCAUCGUUGGAAGUGUUGCUGUGAAAUAUUAAAUAUUCGUUGAUUUUACAUAGAUGUGCAAUACAUAGCUAGAAAUCAAAAGUUGAAGAUAAAUGUUAGAGAGUGUAUCGUACAUCGGUGUGAAAUAUUUGUAAAGAGUUUCGAUUAUUAAUGAUAAUUAACGAUACUGUUAACACUGAUUUAUACUCUUCUAUACAAUUAUCUUUGCGUUUGAUAGUUAACAUUAAUACGUUUGAGUUAUAUGAAUAAAUCUACUAAUGACUAUGCGUUAGAAGAUUGUUCGCGACUCGAUUCGUACGAAAAUAGCACGGAUAGUCGCGAAGAA
Bombus impatiens (common eastern bumble bee) is the source of this 7632-nucleotide messenger RNA. RefSeq lists its product as uncharacterized. The record is from RefSeq and is a predicted model, not a curated record. NCBI's taxonomy places the organism in Eukaryota, Metazoa, Arthropoda, Insecta, Hymenoptera, Apidae. Gene Ontology annotation, molecular function: serine-type endopeptidase activity; protein binding. The transcript has 13 exons. Bases 1161 to 6989 code for a protein of 1942 amino acids. Gene Ontology annotation, biological process: proteolysis.